Messenger RNA from Hylaeus volcanicus, 868 nucleotides. RefSeq names its product protein lethal(2)essential for life-like. Gene Ontology annotation, biological process: response to heat; protein refolding. Lineage: Eukaryota; Metazoa; Arthropoda; Insecta; Hymenoptera; Colletidae. The transcript has a single exon. The coding region runs from base 113 to 712 and encodes 199 amino acids. The record is from RefSeq and is a predicted model, not a curated record. Gene Ontology annotation, molecular function: protein folding chaperone.
CGUGUUGGAAGUUAACAUACCAGUCUGUCGAGAGGUAGAGAGCAGUUGUGCCGGUUCAUUUCGCAAAAACAAAGAGAAACAAGUAAUUACCGGAUAAAUUAUAAAAGCAAUAAUGGCUGUGCUACCAUUGGAUUUCAUUGAUCUUAUGGACAGAUUGGAGCGUGCAGGUAUCGCUAGUUCGGCUGCCGGUCUUGGCCUUCCCGCUGUUCUUCCUACCGAGGCUGGCAUUCCAAAAACUUUAUUGCAAAUGUUGCAUUUGCCGUCGUACAAAGCCGAAUCAAGAUGUCCCAUGGCGUAUUCCAGACCAUGGAGCGAGCUUCUGCGGAAAGGUGAAGGUGGAGCAUCGACCGUGAAAGACGACAAGGAUAAAUUUCGUGUAGACCUGGAUGUGCAACAUUUCGGACCGGAUGAGAUUAAUGUUAAGGUCGCUGACCAUUGCGUGACAGUCGAGGGGAGACACGAAGAGAAAGCAGACGAUCAUGGCUGGGUAGCCAGACAAUUUUCAAGGAGAUACAUUGUGCCUGAACAAUGCGAUAUCGAGCAGGUAUCGGCGAAACUGUCUUCGGACGGUGUUCUGUCAAUCAUAGUGCCGCGCAAGGAAAAGCCGCUACCCAAUGGCGAAAGAGUAAUCAAUAUAGAGCAUACCGGCAAGCCAUCUAUUCAUGAUUCGCCGAGCGUAGCAAAUGGAUCGGCAGAGCAGAACAUGGAGUAAAGUUCCAGUAUUAAACAUUUAUAAAUUCCUCUAAUACUUGCACAUUAUACGUAUCCGUAACACUAUCAUAACACUAUCACAAGUAUUUAGCAUUUUAUGUAACAUCAUCGAAACGCAUUUCAAUAAAUAGACACAAAUGUCUUACGUUCAAAUGUA